Gallus gallus (chicken) is the source of this 732-nucleotide messenger RNA. RefSeq lists its product as uncharacterized. The transcript is spliced from 2 exons. Lineage: Eukaryota; Metazoa; Chordata; Aves; Galliformes; Phasianidae. The record is from RefSeq and is a predicted model, not a curated record. Bases 1 to 732 code for a protein of 243 amino acids.
AUGGCAGCCAAUGGGCGGCGCCGCAGGGGGGCGCUGAGCGGGGCCGCCGGGGGCGGAUGUUCGUGGAGAGCGGGCGCGGCGCGGCCGGGCGCGGAGUGGGGCCGGGAGGUCAGUGAGUGCGUGAGUGAGUGCGGGGCCGGCCGGGGGUCGGCGGGCGUUUCCUUCUCAACCCGCGCUGCCGCCGUGCGUGCGGGAGCUGCGAGCCGCCGAGGAGUUUGCGUCUGUCGGCUCGGCGGGGCCUACGGCGCGGGAAGCGACCGGGCCGCCUUUCUGGGUCGGCAGCGGUUCCGUUACCGCGAGGAGCGGCCGAAGCGGGGCGCGUUGGCGGCAGCUCCAGCCGCGCCGUGCCGGCGGAGGGCGGCGCUUCCAGCCGCGCCGCGUGCCGCGCCCGCUCCCCCGGGACCGCCGGGCGCAGCGCUCCGCUCCGGGGCCGCGGCCCAAAGGGCGCCGUGCCGCGCGCAGCCGCCCCCACCCGCGGCUCCGCGGCUCUCUGGGCGUUACGCGGACGCGCUCCGCGCUGCCGUCGUUGUUUUACUCCCGCCGCGGCGGGAGGUGCGGGGCCCGGCCGUGACCCGCGGGGUGCGCUCGGAUCGCGCUCACGCGAACGCGGUGUGGCGGUCAUGUUCUCCGUAUCAGUGGCUUCAGCCCGCGGAGGAGACGAGGUUCGAUCUCGCAGCAAUUCCAGAGGUGUUGCUACGGAGGCAUCCCGAAUCCCUUCCAGAGAUGGUGUGA